CAAUACACGAUCACACCAUCACACCAAUACACCAUCACACCUAUACACGAUCACACCAUCACAUCACACAACCACAAAUACACGAUCACACCAUCACACCAAUACACAAAUACACCAUCACACGAUCACACCAAUACACGAUCACACCAUCACACCAAUACACGAUCACACCAAUUAACACCAUCACACCAAUACACGAUCACACCACCAUCGCACCAAUACACGAUCACACCAAUACGCUUUUGA
Molecule: messenger RNA, 246 nt
Organism: Haliotis rubra (blacklip abalone)
Lineage: Eukaryota; Metazoa; Mollusca; Gastropoda; Lepetellida; Haliotidae
Exons: 4
Source: RefSeq, a predicted model, not a curated record